Aspergillus terreus NIH2624 is the source of this 450-nucleotide messenger RNA. RefSeq lists its product as uncharacterized. The transcript has 3 exons. Lineage: Eukaryota; Fungi; Ascomycota; Eurotiomycetes; Eurotiales; Aspergillaceae. Gene Ontology annotation, biological process: regulatory ncRNA-mediated heterochromatin formation. The record is from RefSeq and is a predicted model, not a curated record. Gene Ontology annotation, molecular function: siRNA binding. Gene Ontology annotation, cellular component: nucleus. Bases 1 to 450 code for a protein of 149 amino acids.
AUGUUCGUCUUUCGCAAGGAGGACAUCCCCGCAGACCCAGUCUUCCCUGCAGAGCUGGAGAAACUCGGGCAAAUCAGGAAGAUCGUCGACCCAGCUCAGCCGUUUCAGUUCAAGAUCAACCGGAACGACAGAUGGAACGAGGUCCAAAGAGAGGCAAUGAAUGCCUGUAUCCGCGAUAUCGUCUACUCGCGCCUCCGUGACCUGGGCCUUGGAACCUUGCGACUCCCAUUGAUGUCCGGAGCUGCUCGGCCCAAUGUUCCAAUCAUGGUUUCCAAGAAUCUGUCCUCCGCAUCGAGGAUUGUUGCCGUCUUUGGCGAGCCUGUGCAAGACCUGGGUAUCUGGGCUUAUCGAAGCAUCGGUGGUGACGACGGUAUCAACGUGGGUUCUGCAGUGUCUCUGGCUAAGGCUGUUCUUGGGAGUACGGAACCUUCUACUACGAUGACAAAAUAG